Messenger RNA from Drosophila grimshawi, 623 nucleotides. RefSeq names its product V-type proton ATPase subunit F 1. The transcript is spliced from 4 exons. The record is from RefSeq and is a predicted model, not a curated record. Gene Ontology annotation, molecular function: proton-transporting ATPase activity, rotational mechanism. Gene Ontology annotation, biological process: proton transmembrane transport. Gene Ontology annotation, cellular component: proton-transporting V-type ATPase, V1 domain; membrane. NCBI's taxonomy places the organism in Eukaryota, Metazoa, Arthropoda, Insecta, Diptera, Drosophilidae. Bases 103 to 477 code for a protein of 124 amino acids.
AUUUUCGUGUUAUCAUCGCGUGACAGCAGUCAGCUGACAGUUUUUCUAAGUCUGUGGUUAAAAUAUUUGCUGCGUGAAAAGUUUCCAUAAACGUCGAAAACAAUGGCUUUACAUUCGGCAAUAAAGGGCAAAUUAAUAUCAGUCAUAGGCGAUGAGGACACUUGCGUCGGUUUUCUUCUGGGUGGAGUUGGUGAAAUAAACAAAAAUCGUCACCCGAAUUUUAUGGUAGUUGACAAGAAUACUGCUGUCAGCGAAAUUGAAGAUUGCUUUAAGCGUUUUUUAAAACGUGAUGAUAUCGACAUUAUCUUGAUAAAUCAAACAUAUGCUGAGCUCAUUCGUCAUGUUAUUGAUGCACACACUUCACCAGUACCAGCAGUUCUUGAAAUCCCAUCAAAGGAUCAUCCGUACGAUGCCAGUAAGGAUUCCAUCUUAAGACGUGCACGUGGUAUGUUUAAUCCCGAAGAUUUGGUACGCUAAAGAUGUCAGAUUAUUACUGAGCUCUUUGUCAAUGUUAUACAAUACAUUUAACUAAAGUAUUUUUCAAAAACUGUUAACAAAUUAGUAUUUCAGUUCAUGUUGUUUUUUUCUUAAUUAAAAAUAAAAUAAAAACAAAGGCAAAAUAA